AUGCCCGCUCAAGAGUCCAAACCCGUCGACCCCGCCAUCGACCAGGCGGAGGAAGCUUUCGAGAACGCCGUCGAACAAGCCAAGGGAAAGCAGCCCGAGGUCGAAUCCGACGAAGAAGGCGACGACGACGACGACGAUGCCCACGACGCCUCCCCCUCCUCCGCCGCCGGAGCAGAGGAGGCCGGCAAGAAGAAGAAGAAGUCCAAGCGCAAGAAGAUCAAGGAAGCCCUCACCGGCGGUCCCAAGCCCUCCGGGGACCCGGAGCAGGACCUCAAGAAGGCCAUUGGCGGCCUGACGUCCCAGCAGAUCCAGGAGCUCCUGACCCUGAACCCGGCCCUCGCCGAGGAGCUGGGCGCCGCCACCGGGUCGUCCAACUCGCCCGAGGACACGGCCAAGCUCCUCAAGAAGCUCAAUCUGCAAGACAUCAUGACGGGCCUGGCGUCGAGCGGGAAGAACGUCAAGGAUAUGGCGAGCUACAAGUUUUGGGGCACGCAGCCUGUGCCCAAGUUCGGGGAGAUCGAGGGCCCCGUCGAGGAGGGCCCGCUGCGGGUGCAGAAGCUGGAGGAUGUCCCGACGCAGCCGCCUGCGAUGAUUGCCGGUUUUGAGUGGGUGACGAUGGAUCUCGAGGACGAGGGGCAGAUGAAGGAACUCUAUGAGCUUUUGAAUGGUCACUACGUCGAGGACGAUGAGGCCAUGUUCCGCUUCAACUACUCGACCUCUAUCCUGAAGUGGGCACUCAUGGCUCCCGGUUGGAAAAAGGAAUGGCACGUAGGCGUCCGCGCCUCCCAGUCCCGCAAGCUCGUGGCCUUCAUCUCCGCCAUCCCCGUCGACCUGCGCGUCCGGGAGAACACCAUCCGGUGCUCCGAGGUCAACUUCAUCUGCGUGCACAAGAAGCUCCGCGGCAAGCGGCUCGCCCCCGUGCUGAUCAAGGAGAUCACCCGCCGCAGCAACCUGCACGAGAUCUGGCAGGGCCUGUACACGGCCGGCGUGGUGCUGCCCACCCCGAUCAGCACCUGCCGCUACUACCACCGCGCCAUCAACUGGCAGAAGCUCUACGACGUCGGCUUCAGCCCCUUGCCGGCCAACAGCAAGCCGCUGUACCAGGUCCGCAAGUACCACCUCCCCGACCAAACGGCGACCCGGGGCCUGCGGGAGAUGCAGCUGAAGGAUGUCGACGCCGCGAUGGAGCUGUUCCAGAAGUACAUGGCUCGGUUCGACAUGUAUCCCAUCUACAACAGGGACGAGUUUAUCCACUGGUUUAUUCCCAGCAAAGACGUUAUGCCGGAACAGGUCGUCUGGACAUAUGUCGUUGAGAACGACAAAAAGGAAAUCACAGACAUGUUCUCCUUCUACUGCCUCGAAAACUCCGUCAUCGGCAACCCCAAGCACCAAGUGGUCCGCGCCGCCUACCUGUUCUACUACGCCAGCACGGUCGCCUUCGACGAGCCCUUGGACAAGGCGGCGCUGAAAGCCCGGCUGAACGCCCUUAUGGGGGAUGCGCUGAUCCUGGCCAAGCAAUACAAGUUUGACGUCUUCAAUGCGCUGUCGCUGAUGGACAACGGCCUCUUCCUGGAGCAGCAAAAGUUUGGCCCCGGCGACGGCCAGCUGCACUUUUACCUUUUCAACUACCGCGCCAACCCGAUCGCGGGUGGCGUCGACAAGAGGAACCGGCUGGACGAGGAUGCGCUGAGCGGUGUAGGCCUGGUUAUGCUCUAA
Molecule: messenger RNA, 1716 nt
Organism: Sodiomyces alkalinus F11
Lineage: Eukaryota; Fungi; Ascomycota; Sordariomycetes; Glomerellales; Plectosphaerellaceae
Product: N-myristoyl transferase
Exons: 3
Coding region: 1-1716 (571 amino acids)
Biological process (GO): N-terminal peptidyl-glycine N-myristoylation
Cellular component (GO): cytoplasm
Molecular function (GO): glycylpeptide N-tetradecanoyltransferase activity
Source: RefSeq, a predicted model, not a curated record